UUUUUUUAUUUUUUUUAUUUUUUAUUUUUUUUUUAUUUAUUUAAAUAAUAAAGUUAUGUCUGAUAAUAGUCAAGACCGUCUUCAAGAAUAUCUCGACUUUGCAAUUCAAUUAGCAAAGGAUGCUGGUGCUUUGAUUAAAGCGGCUGUCGAUUCCCGAAUGGCAGGUUCUGGUUCGAACAUUGAAUUGAAAAAGGAGAAUCCAACUGAUCUUGUAACUGAAACUGAUAAGGCAGUGGAGGAAUUUAUUAAAGAACGUCUCUAUAAGACAUAUCCUGAGCACAAAUUCAUUGGCGAAGAAACCUUUGCAAGUGGUGCCAAAACAGAAUUCACUAACGAUCCAACUUGGAUUGUAGACCCAAUUGAUGGCACAACCAAUUUUAUUCAUGGAUAUCCAUUUGUUGCAGUUUCAAUUGGACUCACACUAAACAAGAUUCCCACUAUCGGAGUUGUAUUUAAUCCAUUACUGAAUGAACUCUAUUCUGCUGCAAGAGGUCAAGGUGCUUACCUAAAUCAAACUCAGAGGCUACCCCUCUUUCAUCCUCCACAACCCUUGACAGACCUGUCACAUUGUCUGAUUGCUACUGAAGCAGGCUCAGACCGUUCAAAGCAAGUCAUUGAUGCCAAAAUAGCCGCUAUUCAUGAUAUGCUUCGUAAAAGAUCAAAGGAAAGCCCUUAUGCUGCUGAAGCACAUAGUAUCCGUACUACAGGCUCUGCGGCCCUUAAUUUGUGUAAUGUGGCUAAGGGCAUCAUUGAUGUUUACUGGGAGGUAGGCUGUUGGGAAUGGGAUGUAGCAGCUGCUAUUGUGAUUGUUCAAGAAUCUGGAGGUAUUGUCAUAGAAGGUGAUAAUGAUAAGUUAAAUAAUGAACCUGUGAAUAUCUUUUGUCGCAAGUAUUUGGCUAUUCGUGCUGCUUCUGAUAAUAAAAGUCAGUUAGAGAUUGCAUCUCAGAUGAAGAAUUUGAUUCCUAACAUUAGCGCUCCUCGUCCUCCUGUUCCUGGUGGUUAUAGUUACUAAUUUAUAUAUAUGCAUAUAUAUGGAAAUAUAGAAAUAUAUAUGUAUAUACUGUAUCAUUAGAGUAUAGACUUAUUUUACUUUUGUGUAUUUGUUUAUUCUUUUUAUUAAAUAAAUAAAGAAUUUAAUUAUAAAA
Messenger RNA from Cokeromyces recurvatus, 1145 nucleotides. Its product is annotated as inositol monophosphatase. The coding region runs from base 56 to 1012 and encodes 318 amino acids. Lineage: Eukaryota; Fungi; Mucoromycota; Mucoromycetes; Mucorales; Mucoraceae. The transcript is spliced from 4 exons. Gene Ontology annotation, molecular function: inositol monophosphate 1-phosphatase activity. The record is from RefSeq and is a predicted model, not a curated record. Gene Ontology annotation, biological process: phosphatidylinositol phosphate biosynthetic process; inositol metabolic process; signal transduction.